Messenger RNA from Oldenlandia corymbosa var. corymbosa, 568 nucleotides. NCBI's taxonomy places the organism in Eukaryota, Viridiplantae, Streptophyta, Magnoliopsida, Gentianales, Rubiaceae. The record is from the annotation of a GenBank genome assembly.
AUGGAUGCUACUUCUGAUGAUGAUGGCGGUUUUGUGGGACGUUUUCUUCGGAUCAGAGUCAGUUUGGAUUUGGACAAGCCUCUACGUUCAUCUCUGGAAUUCACUUACAAAAAUUUUCCUCGAACCUGUCAGAGUAGAUACGAACGGCUGCCAAGCUUCUGGUUCCUUUGUGGUAGAAUCGGUCAUUUGGAAGAAAUUUGUGAAGAUGCAACUUCAAAAUCUGCUUCUGUUCCUCCAAAAUAUGGCCCAUUGUUGAAAGCCUCACCACCCUUUAGUCCCUUCUCUACUGCCUAUAAUCAUCCCUCUCCAAUUCCUCUUCAAAUUCAAAGAAAUCAUCUUCCUCCUCUCAUCCACAAAACCAGAAAACCUCUCUGAUCACUUAUCCUGCUUAUAGACCUCCAUUUCGAUCACCUGAAGCAUAUCAUCCCCCUCCUUCUCCGUCUACUCGUCAUCCCUUCACAGCUUCCAACUUCCCAACCACUAAGCAUAAACACCAAUCAACUCCCUGUUCAACACAUGAUCCUUCCUCCAGCAUAUCACGUCCAAUCUGAAUCCAUCACCAUCCACC